Messenger RNA from Paramecium pentaurelia, 434 nucleotides. Lineage: Eukaryota; Ciliophora; Oligohymenophorea; Peniculida; Parameciidae. The record is from the annotation of a GenBank genome assembly.
AUGCAAUAAUACUUACAUAUUUCUUGUCCUUAUAAUCCUUAACAUAUUAUACUACCAGAUAGAUUGAUUUUCCAUCUCUCCAAUGAAUGUAAGGAUAGUAUAACAUAUAAAAAUGAAUAGAAUAACAUUUAAUAAGAUUUCCUUAAAAUUUUUAGAGGUCAAGUAUUCUAUUUUUAUUUAUUUAGUUAUCUUUUCAAUUAAACAAAGAAGAAUUAGAAAUAAAUAACAAUCUAAUAACACAAGUGAAUUCAUCAAAUACUGAUAUUUAAUUCGAAAAAUCUAUUUCCAAGAUAAAUGAAGAAAAUUAAAUUUAAACAUAAAAAUAAAUGGAUAAUUAAUUAAUUGAUUAAUUUAAUAAUCUAAAUCUAAGCUAUCAGAAUUAAAAAUUGAUAAAACAACAAAAUAACCUUAAUGAGGAUGUAGACAUGAUUUGA